AUGCUGGGCCUCUUGUCUACAUGUGCUCUCCUCCUCUCCAGCUCAGCUCUGGCUCUGCCCGCCGUCCCUCGAGCCAACUCCAACACUCCUUACCCAGUGCCUCCCGCAGCAUCAGGAUGCACGGAAAAGUCGACCAACGUCUCAGCAUGGACCGUUGGCGACUUUGACUUCCACAGCUCAUACACCUUCACAACACCUGCCCACCAAAACUCCUGGGGCUAUGUCAACUUCACCUUGACCAACCCGGCCGUCGACUACACGCCAGUCUGCAGUGCGGCAUCCAACCAGCUGUCCGACUUUUUCUACGGCACUUUCAUCUACGAGUGCACCGUUCCCUCCACAGCCGGCAAGGCAACCUUUACCUAUUCACGUCCUAGUGGCCAGCUGCAGAUCAACCAGACAUGGAGCUGUGCCGACGAAGGCAGCCGGUUCACGGCCAUUGGAGGCGUCAACCUCAACCUCACCUGCGAUGACACGACAUGGCAGAACCCGAACUGGACAGUCGGCCAGAUUUACUCCACUCGCACCGUCACCUGUGGCAAGGUGACGGUCCCUGCACCUAUCGAAGAGAUGAGUGCUGUCCUGUAG
Molecule: messenger RNA, 588 nt
Organism: Trichoderma aggressivum f. europaeum
Lineage: Eukaryota; Fungi; Ascomycota; Sordariomycetes; Hypocreales; Hypocreaceae
Exons: 1
Coding region: 1-588 (195 amino acids)
Source: RefSeq, a predicted model, not a curated record